This is a messenger RNA of Lecanosticta acicola, 2243 nucleotides long. NCBI's taxonomy places the organism in Eukaryota, Fungi, Ascomycota, Dothideomycetes, Mycosphaerellales, Mycosphaerellaceae. The record is from the annotation of a GenBank genome assembly.
AUGUUUCUUACUACUCUUCUCUCUUUCGCUUUGAGGUAUGCUUGGAUGAGUACAUGUGACAUGUUUAGCUGCAUGGACUGACCCAGCGAAGCGCAUCAGCUGCCUCAACCCCCAAAUUUGCCCGGCAAAACACCAACGCUCCAACACGCUAUGCUGUACGUGCGGAGCUUCUCACAGCAUGCACCUUCGCUGACUCUAGUGACAGGUUCAAACUCCCCCUUUGGAUACCGACUGGACAUAUCAAGUCGGCACGAACCCCUGGCCACAGUACCCCAGGCCGAAGCUGGUCCGCGAAGAAUGGCAAAGCUUGAACGGACUUUGGACCUACUCCAAUGCCACCAGCUUGGAUGCCGUCAAUGACCCGCCCUUCAAUCAGACCCUCCCUCGCCAAGUUCUUGUCCCAUUCUGCCUCGAGAGUGCUCUUUCUGGAAUUCAAGAAACUCGCCUGUUGUAUUCCUGGUACCAGACUCAUUUUACAAUCCCUUCCAACUGGACAGGGGAGAGGAUACUUCUCAACUUCGAUGCUGUCGACUAUGAAGCUACAGUCUUCGUGAACGGGCAGAAUGCUACCUUUCAUCGUGGAGGUUACUUUGCCUUCUCCGUCGACGUGACGGGAUACAUUGACCGUGGAGGAAGCAAUGAGCUGUGAGUCUGCUCUCGAGCGAUGCCCUUUUCCCGCACUGACGAAACAUUCCAGCAUUGUCUUCGUCCACGAUCCGACCGACAGCGGCGACUAUGUCAUUCCCAUUGGUAAACAGAGCCUCCAUCCUUCCCAUAUCUUCUACCGUCCUUGCUCAGGUAUCUGGCAGAGCGUAUGGCUUGAAGCCGCUCCAGCCAACUACAUCACGAGCCUGAACAUCAAUGGCGAUGCGAGCGGAAACCUGAACAUGACCGUGGACGCCGCGCAGAGCAACUUGACGAGCGUGGACGUCACGGUGAAGGAGAAGGAGUCCGGCAAGACGAUGGGCACAUAUCGAGGAAACGUGGGAAUGCCUUUCUCAUUCAACGUCAACUCAGUACAGCCGUGGUCCCCCGACUCACCAAACCUGUAUGAUGUUGACAUCAAGAUGGGCGAGGAUACUGUCAGGAGCUAUACCGGAUUCCGAACUGUCAGCAGAGGGGAGAUCAAUGGUGUGCAGAGAAUCUUGCUCAACGGACAAGCUUUUUUCCCAUUUGGAACAUUGGACCAGGGAUACUGGCCGGAUGGCUUGUACACUCCCCCUACCUACGAAGCCAUGACUUACGACAUCCACCAGCUGAAGAAGAUUGGCUACAAUAUGCUGCGAAAGCACAUCAAGGUCGAAUCGCCUCUCUACUACGCUGCUGCAGACGAGAUUGGUAUCCUGGUGAUUCAAGACAUGCCAGCUCUCCGACCCCUCCAGAGCCAUACCUUUCCCAACUGCACCACGCGCACCGUCCUCCCUGACCCAGCUCAGCAACAGGAAUUCCAGCGUCAGCUUGAACUUCUGGUCAACCAGUUCAAGUCCUACACCUCCAUCUUUACUUGGCUCAUCUAUAACGAAGGCUGGGGCCAGCUCACAGACAACAACUACCCCGAGUUCGCCUUGACCGACAUCGUUCGCAACCUCGACCCCACCCGUCUCGUGGACGCCACAAGUGGCUGGUACGACCAUGGCGCGGGAGACUUCAGCGACAAUCAUCACUACGCCAACGCCCAGUGCGGAACACCCUUCUCCUCCAUCGCCAGCAGCCCCUUCGACCCCAGCCGCAUCGGCUUCCAAGGCGAAUUCGGCGGCAUCGGCCAGAACGUCUCCGCCGAGCAUCUGUGGAAGGUACAGCAAGCGAUCGACGGCAUCAACCAGACGUACGAGAUCGACCAGACGCUCGACGUCUGGAAUUACCGCGGGCACUUCCUGCUCCGCGAACUCGAAUCCCAGGUCGAUCUGUAUGACUGCGCCGGAGGCGUGUGGACCCAGACGACGGACGUGGAAGGCGAAGUGAACGGCAUGAUGACUUAUGAUCGCAGGAUCCUGAGGCCCGAUCUGCCGCAGUGGAAUGCGGAUAUCAAGGCGCUGUACGAUGCUAGUGCGAGGAGGAGUAAUGCGUCGACGCCCGGGCCGGGUACCGAAAUUCCGUUCGUGACGGCGACGGAGCCGUGGCCCGGGAAAUCGACUUUUUGGUCGAAAUAUCAUUGGACUGCGGCGGGACCGGCGAGGACGCAAGGCUAUGGGUAUACGUCUGGGUAUAGUGGGGUUCCCGGGGAAUGGGGACCGCCUCAGUAG